Molecule: messenger RNA, 1624 nt
Organism: Anoplophora glabripennis (Asian longhorned beetle)
Lineage: Eukaryota; Metazoa; Arthropoda; Insecta; Coleoptera; Cerambycidae
Product: rab-like protein 3
Exons: 1
Coding region: 550-1272 (240 amino acids)
Biological process (GO): intracellular protein transport
Cellular component (GO): endomembrane system
Molecular function (GO): GTPase activity
Source: RefSeq, a predicted model, not a curated record
CAGAUUGGUAAAAUAUUUAAUUUUAUUCAUCACCCUAGAACAACUUAUAAUAUGCUUCAAGUACAUAUACGCAUGGACUCCAUUGUGUUCAUAUGUUCAUUGAUUAUGAUUAUUGUGCAUUGUACAUUUAUUAACAUCACUUAGUAUUCAGGUAGACUAAUCACUAUCAUGGAGACUGUUCAACGUCUUUAAUUUGCUGUCAAAGUGUCAAACACAAAAUAUAUGUGUCAAACUGGUGUCAAAUCUCAAAUCUUAAUUAGAACAUUGGAACUAUGGAGUGCAUACGCUCCAAAAUUGGAACUACUAUCAGAUUUAAAAAAAAUUGUUCGUUAUUCAUAGAUAGAUACCGGCGCUUGCAUCUGAAAAUUAUUAGCAUUGGGUAAGUAGAAAAAUAAGUUAAUCAGAAAGAUAUAAUCUAAAGUUAAAAUAGUUUACAUAGAAUACUGUACCAUUUGAACUAUCUACCAUUUUAUCUACGUGUCGUGUUUCUGUCUUCUGUAAUUUAACCUUACUUUUUCUUACGUUGUUUGUGUUUGUGUUAUUGUUACAAUGUCAGCAAUAGACCGUGUAAAAAUUCUUAUUCUCGGAGAUUCAGGGGUUGGAAAAACCUCUUUUGUACAUCUAGCUGCACAUAAUGAUCCUUUAAAAUCACCUAGUUGGACUGUAGGUUGCUCUGUAGAAGUAAAAUUGCAUGAGUAUAAAGAGGGAACGAAAGAACAAAAAACAUUUUUUAUUGAGUUUUGGGACGUUGGAGGAAGUCAUAUCCAUAGAAAUGCGAGACCCGUCUUUUACCAUCCUUGUCAUGGUGCUAUACUAGUCCACGAUUUAACAAAUAGAAAGUCGGAGGAAAACUUACACAAAUGGGUAAAAGAAAUUGUUAAUAAAAGGGAACGAAAAGAUUCAAAUUCUCAUUUGAAUGUGACUAAUCCUAAUCAGAACCAAUUAAAUGAGGACUGGGAUCAAGAAAGUUUAUUUGGUCAUCCAACAGUACCAUUUUUAGUAAUCGGAACUAAAUUGGACCAAAUUGAUGAUAAGAAAUCACAUCUGGGACAAAUGGCUUCUCACUUAACAGCUGAUGAAAUAGUUCUAGAUUGUAGACAAACAAGAUAUUUAGCAGCUGGUACUUCCAAUGCAGUAAAGUUGUCUAGAUUUUAUGAUAAAGUUAUAGAGACCAGGUCUAAGGCUCAUAAAGAUUCAUUUUCGGAGAGGUUUGGAAGUAAUCCAAUUUCACCAAUUUUAUCUACUAAAUUUUACUCUCCACAUCAAGAUUAAUUUUUAAUUUUAAUACCAAUAUUGUAUAAUACCAGUAUCAGUAUAAUUUGAAAUAUUUAUCUUAUAGAAUUUACGCGAGGCCUUAUCUACUUUAUUUAUUAAUUAACUUAACAUUUUAUAUAGUGAUCCAAAAUAAUAAUUGUAUAUAAAUAUUGGUAGCAAUAUAGAAUUGGUAGCAAAAUUAAUAUACGUGGUUAGGUGGGUUUUCUGUCCAAAUGGGAAUUAAACAAAACAAAAUAUUCUGAAUGGCAACAUUUCAUCUCUAUAUUAUGACUUCUUCAGGAUUCAAGUAAAAACAAAAAAGAAUAAUUAUAUAAGAAACACUGAUAUUAAUUAUAUAUGUAUAAUCAAA